ACAAACCUUAUCUUCAGAUAUGAGAUAAAAGGACGUGUAGCAAUAUAUUUCCUGUCUUUGCGGUCAUGAAACUUUGAGGUGAUCGUAUUGUCAUGGCUGGGGGAAGAGCUAGAGUUAUCUUUAGGCAGUUAUUUGACUUGGAGUCUUAUACUUACACUUAUUUACUGGGAUGUCCCAAGACCAGGGCUGCAGUUAUUAUUGAUCCAGUUGAUACUCAAAGCUUUAACUUAANAAGAAGUAAGAUCCUGUCACUGCCUGAAGAUUAUUUGCUCUAUCCUGCUCACGACUAUUAUGGUGUGACAACCACCACUGUUGGUGAGGAAUUGAAGUACAACCCACGACUUACUAAAUCAAAACAAGAGUUUGUUCAGAUCAUGGAGGCUCUUGGAUUGACAAGACCAGCUAAAAUGGGUAACCACGGUGAUUUCAUGUAUCUAUAA
Messenger RNA from Orbicella faveolata, 440 nucleotides. Its product is annotated as persulfide dioxygenase ETHE1, mitochondrial-like. The record is from RefSeq and is a predicted model, not a curated record. NCBI's taxonomy places the organism in Eukaryota, Metazoa, Cnidaria, Anthozoa, Scleractinia, Merulinidae. Gene Ontology annotation, cellular component: mitochondrion. Gene Ontology annotation, molecular function: sulfur dioxygenase activity. Gene Ontology annotation, biological process: glutathione metabolic process; hydrogen sulfide metabolic process.